This is a messenger RNA of Octopus bimaculoides (California two-spot octopus), 1587 nucleotides long. Its product is annotated as 1-acyl-sn-glycerol-3-phosphate acyltransferase delta. Gene Ontology annotation, cellular component: endomembrane system. The record is from RefSeq and is a predicted model, not a curated record. NCBI's taxonomy places the organism in Eukaryota, Metazoa, Mollusca, Cephalopoda, Octopoda, Octopodidae. Gene Ontology annotation, molecular function: 1-acylglycerol-3-phosphate O-acyltransferase activity.
GCGUGAAACUUUCGGAGGAGGGGGGUGCCUAGUCGAUUUACAUCAAUCCCCAGUGCUCAACUGGUACAUAUCUUAUCGGCUCUUAAUGGAUGAAAGUCAUUUGAUUGCAGCCAUGCUGGAGCACCGCCUUGAGUUGAACAAAUUGACCCCAGGACUUAUUCUUUAAAUUUCUGAUAACGUUUAAGAAACAUAAAUCCUAAAAAUGAUGCACACUGAAAGAAAUUAUGACAAUCAGAAUGAUCUCAAAUUUCAACAGCUACUGAUUGAUGCUCUCUGAGAACAGAUGAUCUAUUGUAUGUGUGCUGAAUCACAAGCAGUCUCUUGUGGUUGUUUUCACUUAAAAGAAUCUAGUAGAAAUUAAGCAUAUGGUGAAUUGGUGGUCUGAAAGAGAUCAGUACAGAAACUAACCGAUCACAAUGGCUGGUCUUUGGACACGAAUGAAGACAUGGUCCAUUCUCCAUUUUCUGUUUUGUUACAUUCUUUUAGUCAGUGGCUUUAUCACAUGCUUCCUGAUGGCACUAACCUUAGUUCUCUGGCCUCUUAAUAAAGAUCUCUAUCGCAAAGUCAACAGCUAUUUAGCAUACCUGUGGUGGUGUCAGUUUACAUUCCUUGGACAAUGGUGGUCUGGAACCGAAUGUGUACUAUACAUUGAACCUUCAGAUUUACAAUAUAUCGGCAAGGAACAUGCUUUAGUGAUCAUGAACCACAAGUAUGAUAUAGAUUGGCUCAUGGGAUGGAUACUUACCGAGCGUUUUGGAAUGCUUGGGGGAUCAAAGAUUUACGGCAAAAAAUUUCUGAAAUAUAUUCCAAUCCUUGGAUGGAUAUGGUAUUUCACAGAAAGUAUAUUUCUAGAGAGAAAUUGGGACCAAGACCAGAAAACUUUAGUUCAUGACAUUCAAGAAAUUGCUAGUUUCCCACAAGAUGUUUGUAUUACCAUACUGCUGUUUUGUGAAGGUACUCGAUUCACUGAGGAGAAACACAGGAUCAGUAUGGAAGUUGCUGAGAAAAAGGGUUUCCCCCAUCUAAAGCACCACUUAUUGCCCCGUACAAAAGGAUUUGUGCUAUCUCUUCAGGCAAUGAAGGGCAAAAUCCCGGCUAUAUAUGACUGUACAGUCGCAUUUCGUAAGGAUGGUGCUGAACCAACUCUGAGAAAUAUUUUACAUGGACGCAUGUGUCGAGCUGAAAUGUAUGUAAGGAGAAUCCCUAUUGAUACAGUUCCUUACAACGAUAGCAAAGAAUGUGCCAACUGGCUCCAUAAACUCUAUCAAGAAAAGGAUAAACUAUUUGAUCAGUUCACUAUGCUAGGUCGUUUCAGUGGAGUCCAGAAACGUACAAUACCCCGACGUUAUUGGGAUUUGAUUGUCUGGCUUUGUUGGGCAUCAGUUCUCUGUCUGCCACUAUUUGUGUAUAUAUGGAAUCUUAUCCAAAAUGGAAUCACUCUUUACCAAGCUUUAUUUGUUGUCACUUUGACUGUAGUGGCUCGGUUUUUCAUGAAAUGGAGUAUUGGCUUGAGUGUUAUCAAGAAAGGAUCAGCCUAUGGCAAAAAGAAUUAAACUUCCCCACUUUAUAUAGACGUAUAAAGCAAGG